Messenger RNA from Sinocyclocheilus rhinocerous, 457 nucleotides. RefSeq names its product acetylcholine receptor subunit gamma-like. The record is from RefSeq and is a predicted model, not a curated record. Gene Ontology annotation, cellular component: membrane. The annotation marks the transcript as partial. NCBI's taxonomy places the organism in Eukaryota, Metazoa, Chordata, Actinopteri, Cypriniformes, Cyprinidae. Gene Ontology annotation, biological process: monoatomic ion transport. The transcript has 3 exons.
AUGACCAUUGCAAUCCUGCUCGGUCAGACUGUCUUCCUGUUCCUUAUUGCCAAGAAAGUUCCAGAAACUUCCCAAGCUGUCCCUCUCAUCGGAAAGUAUCUGAUGUUUGUGAUGUCGGUGACCACAAUAACUGUGAUGAACUGUGUGGUGGUGUUGAACGUUUCUCUGCGAACUCCAAACACCCACCCCAUGAGCAACACCAUCAGAAAGGUCUUGCUGAACAUCCUUCCUCGACUGCUGAGGAUGACAAUGCAGCGCUGGACACCUGAGCAGGAGGAAGGGGAAUUUAAAAUGUUUGCCCUGGGCAACGGCACUCCGCUUCGCCGCAGGAGACGAAGCUCUUUGGGAUUAAUAGCAAAGGCUGAUGAAUACAUGUUCAGAACAGCACGCUCAGAGCUGAUGUUCAGUCGACUGAAGAAGAGAAAGGGGCUGCUGAAGAACACUUUAGAGAAAAUAC